Molecule: messenger RNA, 2856 nt
Organism: Lodderomyces oxycetoniae
Lineage: Eukaryota; Fungi; Ascomycota; Pichiomycetes; Serinales; Debaryomycetaceae
Gene: UBP6
Product: ubiquitin-specific protease
Exons: 2
Coding region: 1-2856 (951 amino acids)
Biological process (GO): regulation of proteasomal protein catabolic process; proteasome-mediated ubiquitin-dependent protein catabolic process; protein deubiquitination
Molecular function (GO): proteasome binding; protein binding; cysteine-type deubiquitinase activity
Source: RefSeq, a predicted model, not a curated record
AUGAGUGAUUCAUUGGUGACAUACCUCAAUUUCAACCAAGAUGCCUCGUGCGUUGCGUUAGGAUUGAAAACAGGCUAUAAAAUUGUUAAUAUUCAGCAGAAAUUCGGGAGGUGCUGUUGUUAUAAAGAUGAUAGUAUCAAUAUAAUUGAAAUGCUCUAUACAACGUCGUUAAUUGUAAUGACGCCCUUGGGCAACGAAAUUGGCUCUUCACCUAGAGAAUUGAAGAUCAAGAAUACAAAGAGUAAUAGCACUAUAUGUUCCUUAUUUUUCCCGACAACUAUCUUAAAUGUAAAACUAACGAAGGAGCAUUUAAUUGUUGUUUUAGAAAAUCAGAUAUACAUCUACGAAAUUAAAUCAAUGAAGCUUUUGCAAACAAUCAAAACCAAUUCAAAUCCCCUUGGACUAUGUGCUGUUUCUUAUGACAGUAACUCCAAUUUGCUUGCGUAUCCAUCACCGCCAAAGACAAAAGACGCUCUUGCCAGUAUCAAUGCAAAGUCGUCACAAACUUCAAAUACCGAGUCUUUGAAUAAUAAUAGCAAUAGGAUCUCAAAUAAGGGUGAUAUCAUACUAUUUAACCUCAACAAAUUCCUACCGAUAAUGGCUAUAAGUGCCCAUAAAAAUGAUGUUGCAGCAAUGUCGUUUUCAGCAGAUGGUUCGCUAAUUUGCACAGCGUCACAUAAAGGUACGAUAGUUCGAGUCUUUGACACUAAUACGGGGAUAAAGUUGUUUCAAUUUAGACGCGGGUCGUACCCCACAAAAAUCUAUCAUUUACAAUUCAGUUCUGAUAACAAGUAUGUUUUGGCAACAAGCUCGAGUUUAACCGUACAUAUCUUUCGGUUGGGGGAAGAAGAGGCAUUGGAAAACAAACAUAAGAAAAAAAUCAAAACGAUUGAAGAAGAACCCGAGAGGGAGGAGAAUAACGAUGGAGACGGAGACAGGGACGGAGACGGAGACGGAGACGACGAUGACUCAGACGACAUGGAGGAGGACCUAGAUGGUGGAAAUGGCGGUAAUAACGGCAAUAGCCGCAGCAACGGCAGCAACGGCAGCCGCGACGAGGAUGAAGACGAGGUGCCUACAAAGCAACGGAAACUCUCCCAAGGAUCAUCAAACUCGUUUACAAGCAUAAAUUCCGAAGAUAUCACUGCACCAAUAAUUGACCAAAAUAGGCUUUCGGUAGCACGAAUGAUUCGAAGGUCGUCUCAAACACUAGGCAGAAAAGCUGCUCAAAAGAUGGGCGAUUACCUCCCUUCUAGAUUUUCGUCAAUUCUUGAACCAACGCGGCAUUUUGCUUCUAUCAAGAUAGAUGCGAAAAAUAAAGAUAUAAAGUCAAUUGCCAUGAUCAAUAACCUGAAUCAAGAUAUUAUCACCGCAAGUUAUGAUAGUAGAGAUAAUAUGGAUACAAAUUUUUUACACGUGAAUGUGGUCACUUCUGAAGGAAUGUUAUACAUUUAUGGUUUGGACUCAGAACGUGGUGUCACUAUAAGAAAUGCGGGAAAGGUGUAUGAGCUAACAAUUGGACCUCAAGACAAUGGGUUCACAUUGAAGCAAAAAGUUCACGAAGCUACCAAGAUUCCACCAGAAAGACAAAAGAUUUUGGUCAAGGGAGGUAAAUUGGACGAUGAUACCUUGUUGUCGACGUUGGAUUUCAGUAAACCUGUGAUGGUAUUGGGGACUCCAGAUAAGCUCGAGAAACCAAUUGAGAAACCGAAAUUUAUUGAAGAUUUAGGAGAUGCGACUAAAGUGGACAAUAGUCCGCUUGGUAUACCAAACUAUGGCAAUACGUGCUAUUUGAACUCGAGUUUACAAGCCUUGUUUCAAAUUGAGGAUUUGAGGGAGAAAUUGAACAAGUUCAACGGAAGGGAAAAUUUGACGUUGGCCUUGAGGAAUCUUUUCCAGCAAAUGGAAAGGAAACAAGGAACUGUUAAUGUAGGCAUGUUUUUAACCAUUUUCCGGAGUCUUUACCCUCAAUUUGCCGAGCAAAAAAACGGGGUGUUUAGUCAACAAGAUGCUGAAGAAGCGUUUUCUCAAAUUUUGACCACUUUAAAGAGGAAUUUGGAAAUUGACGAUUUGUUUCGAAUUGGGCUUAAAACUAGAGUCAAGAACUUAACUACCGGUAGUGAUGAUGAUAUAAAGUAUGACGUUGAGGAGAGCUUCAAAUUGAACUGUCAUAUUGAUAUCAAGACCAAUUUUCUUCGUGACGGUAUAAUCAGUGGCUUGACCGAGAAUAUAGUGAAACAUAACAGUAGCACAGGUGGAGACAAUGAGUAUGAAGUUUCCAAAACAAUUACUCGGUUGCCCAAAUUUUUAGUUGUUCAUUUCAUAAGAUUUUUUUGGAGGAGGGAUAUCAAUAAGAAGUCAAAAAUUUUAAGAAGGGUUCAAUUCCCAUUUGAAUUGGACUUGUCUGAUGUAUUGGAUGAAUCAAUCAAGGAGACCAAAAACAAGAACCGUGAUUUGAUUAGAAAAGUAGAAAAGGAUAAUUUAGACUUGAAGAGGGAGUUGAAGAAGGCGAAAAGGGAGUCGGAUGAAGAUGAAGAGAUGAAAAUUGCUUCAAUAAAGAGUAGAUUUUACGAUGAUUUAAAGAGUAAUAUUCCCGGAAUUGAUUUCGAAACAACUACAGAGAAUCCGUCUUCUGUGUAUGAGCUCAAUGCCAUUAUUACCCAUAUGGGUGCAAGUGCUGAUGGCGGUCACUACAAGGCGUAUGUUAAAGAUGCCAAUGACCUCAGCGGAGAAAGCUGGUGGCUUUUCAACGAUGAUAAAGUGAGUUCUGUUGCACGAGAGAAGAUAGAAACUUUAGCAGGAGGCGGGGAAAGUGACUCUGCAUUACUACUUAUUUAUAAAGGCUUAGGAUUAUAG